ACGUUCAUUCAUAGCGUACACAUCCUUACUUAAUCCCUCUCAAAAACGGAGACAAUUAAACCAGGGUGUUUUCGGCACUGCGAGGUGGUCGUGUAAACAAAUAUGUAACCUCGUCAGAAAGAAGAGAUACGAAGACAUUUUUUGAGACACAGCGAUUCGAAGAGCGCCCGAGCUGCCGCACCUGGUAGUUUUGCUGUAUCUUUUGCCUACCACUUUAAAGUUGUUGAAAUUCGGGGCUUGGCUUCUAUAUCACGGAUCACAGAAUGUGGACAUCACACACCAGGCUAUAACGGGCUGUAAUUGACUCCACUGCACAGCCCCAAUCACGCGCCAGACUUGCGCACGCGGAUAUCUCCUCUGCCUGAUUUCAACUGAUGCUCUAUGCGUCUCGGGUGAAGUUGAACGAAAGCGGACAUUCUAAUUAUAUCAGUAAUUCGCAGAGGUAUAUUGCUAUACUGCGGUGGACAAAUGGUCUUUCUCUGGGACUCCAAAUACGACCACCCCCCCGGUCGGCGCUUCACUCCCCCAUCCACCACCCUCUCAUCUGGGAAGGUGAGCGAGGGCUUGCCCCUGGGGGCCCAGGACAGCAGUGGCGCUGCACUGGUGAGCAAGCUGCGCAUGGCGGACAGGGGCAUGGUGGAGGUGCUGUCAGACCACCCGGGAGAGCUGGUGAGGACGGACAGCCCCAACUUCCUGUGCUCAAUCUUGCCCACUCACUGGCGCUGUAACAAGACUCUGCCCAUCGCCUUCAAGGUGGUUGCCCUUGGAGACAUCCCAGAUGGUACCUGUACGGUGAUGGCAGGCAACGAUGAGAACUACUCAGCUGAGCUCCGCAACGCUACCGCCGCCAUCAAGAACCAGGUGGCCCGCUUCAACGACCUGCUCGUAGGCCGCAGUGGACGAGGGAAGAGCUUCACUCUGACCAUCACGGUGUUCACCAACCCCCCCCAAGUGGCCACCUACCAGAGGGCCAUCAAGAUCACCGUGGAUGGGCCCCGCGAGCCACGACGCCACAGGCAGAAGCUCGAUGACGUAAAGCCAGGCGCGCUGGCCUUCUCUGAGCGCCUGAGCGAGCUGGAGCAGCUAAGGCGGAACACCAUGAGGGUCACGCCCCCUCACCACCACCACCACGCCCCUACGCCAAACACCCGGCCAGCCCUCCACCCCGCCCCUUUCACCAGCCCCUCCCACUCACAGAUUCCAGACUCCAGGCAGAUGCAGACCUCCCCUUCCUGGUCCUAUGAGCCGUCCUAUCCCUACCUGGGUCAGAUGACCACGCCCACCAUCCACUCCAGCACGCCCAUCUCGCCCAGCCGCUCGUCUCUGGGUGACCUGCCCAGCCGCCUGUCAGGCCCUGACCUCACCGCGUUCGGUGACCCCAGGAUGACCCUGGAUCGGCCCUUCUCCUCCCUGCCCUCGCUCCCAGACGGACGCUUCUCCGACCCGCGCAUGCACUAUCCCCCCACCGCCGCCUUCACCUACACCCCCACCCCCGUCUCCAACAGCACCCUGGGCCUCUCCAUGGCAACCGCCAUGGCGUCAGCCCCCACCGGCCGCUACCACACCUACCUCCCACCGCCCUACCCGUCAAACACCUCUCAGGGCCAAGGUGGACCCUUCCAGACCAGCUCCUCUCCCUAUCACCUGUAUUACAGCAAUGCGGCCGGGUCAUACCACUUCUCCAUGAUGGCGGGGGGAGGUGGAGAUCGCUCGCCUCCGAGGAUCCUUCCACCUUGCACCAACGCAUCCACGGGCUCCGCCCUCCUGCACCCGUCUCUGCCCAAUCAGAAUGAUGGUGUGGGCGUGGAGGCAGAGGGAAGUCACAGUAGUUCACCCACCAAUAUGGUGGCAGAGGCAGUGUGGCGGCCAUAUUGAAAGUGGCUCACAGGCAGAAUGAUGAUGGACAGGCCUGCUGGUCAAUGAGAGGGGAAAGGUUACUUUUACCGGAGGUUUCCUAUUGGACAAAUCAAGGAUGAACGUAUAGGCGGGAACCAAUUACAGGGUGCCAUUUUAUACUGAUAAGCAUGAAGCAAUGAACAGGACUGAAUUCAGCCGCGCUUGUUUUUCUAAAGGGGUUCUUAGCCAUUCUUAUGAUUGUUGUUGAUAUACCGUCUUUGCUCAAGCCAAACGCUGUCGUGACUCUCGUGUGUGCCACGGUCUUCCUUCAACCCUACUCAGUUUCCCAUGUGAGACUAGCACUGUCAACACAUGGUUAGUGACUGCUGCCACGUGUGGCUCUCUGGACAUGGACAUGUAUGCACUGAUCUUACAUCAGCUGGUUUGCUGGAUUACCGUAGUUGGAGAGGGAAAAAUGCAGGUUCAACUGUUCCUGGGUCAGAGUUUAAGGUCAUUAAAGGCUCUUUCUUUGUCCAGAGGUGCAGAACUGUUACCCACAUACAGUCGGCUUGUCGCAGGCCAUUCAUUGAAUGAUUCCUUAAUUUAUUUAUUUCACAAUGUCUUUAUGGUUCCGUAUCUCAUGUCGGUUGUCUGCGUGUGUGUGCAUGUGUGCGCCAGCGCGUGCAUGCGUGUGUGGGUGUGUCUUCAGAGGGAGGUCGAGAGGAUGCACAAGACUCAUGAAUCACCUCCAUGUGUAAAUAACAUUCGACCGUAAAUGACACUGUUGAUGUUUAGUGAGGUCAUCAACUGCCACCCACAGUUAUUUGUAAUAUGUAAAGUAGCGUCAUAUACACAUUUUCUCACGUUUCAUUUUGUUUUACUUGAUGAAUAUAAAUAUUGUUGUGAA
Osmerus eperlanus (European smelt) is the source of this 2743-nucleotide messenger RNA. RefSeq names its product RUNX family transcription factor 1 (gene runx1). Lineage: Eukaryota; Metazoa; Chordata; Actinopteri; Osmeriformes; Osmeridae. Gene Ontology annotation, molecular function: ATP binding; DNA-binding transcription factor activity, RNA polymerase II-specific; RNA polymerase II cis-regulatory region sequence-specific DNA binding. Gene Ontology annotation, biological process: hemopoiesis; regulation of cell differentiation; ossification. Gene Ontology annotation, cellular component: nucleus. The record is from RefSeq and is a predicted model, not a curated record.